This is a messenger RNA of Malus domestica (apple), 1930 nucleotides long. RefSeq names its product xyloglucan galactosyltransferase XLT2. Gene Ontology annotation, biological process: xyloglucan biosynthetic process. The record is from RefSeq and is a predicted model, not a curated record. NCBI's taxonomy places the organism in Eukaryota, Viridiplantae, Streptophyta, Magnoliopsida, Rosales, Rosaceae. Gene Ontology annotation, molecular function: galactosyltransferase activity.
CGUCUUCCACCGUCUUCAAAAACAAGUACUUCCAAAUUACGAGCUGCCACGUGCCGGUUCACACUGUGUCGGUUCCAGUAGCAGCCAGUCGUCACACCGCACACGUGUCCCCUUCCUCGAUCUCCCUUCUUCAAUCUUCUCGGCUCCGCACUUCCUCCCACUCGAAACAAACAAAAGAGCUCCACUUUUCUUUCUCUCUCCCAACAUCCACCACAAAACACCACUUUUUCCGGUUAAGCUCGCCGGAGAAUCCUACCAGCUCCACCACAUGUUUUCGGUAUCGUACAACAAGUUUCCGGAGCCCCAACCCAAGCGGCCCCAAAGCCUCGACAAGGUAAACUCGUUCAACUCGAUCCUCCAACUCAUCCACCAGCCGCGGACAUGCCUGCUCUUCGCUAUACUUGCCCUCCAGGUCCUACUCCUCUUCACUCUCCGCUCCCUCCCCUUCGCCCGCCAACAUUUAUCGCCUACCUACUCCCCUCAACCUGUCCGGUUACCAUUAACUGUACCCGAACCGGAAGAUGAAUGCGGGUCGGGUCGGGUCUUUGUCUACGACCUCCCCAAAACCCUCAACCAAGAGAUUUUACAGAACUGCGACGACCUCAAUCGAGCUCCCUCAAGCUUAGCGAACGACGCCGGCAGAAAGCGAGUAUCGAGAUUGCCGGAUAAUCUUGUGCCGGCGUGGUACUGGACGGACCAGUUCGCUUCGUAGGUGAUUUUUCACAAUCGGAUCCUCAAUCAUAAGUGUCGGUGGACCGAAUCUCUACGCUCUACAUCCUUUUACUGACACUGGGCAAGUACUGUGGUCACUCCAUACGCGCAGGACCGCGACCGCCACUGCGAGAUGAUGCUGCGGUGGGUCCAGGACCAGCCGUCAUAUAAAAAAUCAGAUGGCUGGGAUCACUUUAUCACGAUGGGCCGGAUUACGUUGGACUUUCGACGGUCCAAAAACGACGAUUGGGGCUCUAGCUGCAUUUACCUCCCGGGGAUGCGAAACAUCACGCGCCUCCUGAUUGAGCGAAACCCGUGGGACUAUUUCGACGUCGGUAUUCCUUACCCCACCGGAUUCCACCCGAGGUCGACCGACUUGCGAUUGCAACUCGUCCGAAACCGCAGCCGCUCGAAGCUCUUCUCCUUCGCCGGAGGGAGCGCGCGGAUAAGAAUACUUCAGGGCUGCGCUGAGUCACUCAAAGGAAUCGGCGCUCCGACUGACGCGCGACCAAGUGCUCAACGCCCCCGCGAUCUCGAGACCUUUCUCGACUCGGAUUUCUGUUUGCAGCCGCGGGGCGACAGCUUCACCCGCCGGUCCAUCUUCGACUGCAUGGUGGCCGGUUCGAUCCCGGUUUUUUUCUGGAGGCGGACCGCGUACAUACAGUACGAGUGGUUUUUACCAGGCGAACCGGAUAGUUACUCCGUUUUUAUAGACCGUAACGCGGUUAUAAACGGUACGGCCUCGAUAAAAAACGUUCUACAAGGAUUUAGCAGAGAGGAGGUGAAAAAAAUGAGAGAGAAAGUGAUCGAUUAUAUACCGAAGUUUCUGUAUGCGGAACCGCAGGAGGGGUUGGAGACGGUAAAAGACGCUUUUGACAUUGCCCUUGAAGGGGUCUUCAGGAGGUUCAAGCAGCAGGGAGAGUUGGGGUUCAGGUUGAAAUAGAAGAAACUGGCCGGGGUAGAGUGGCGAGUAAAUUAUUUAUUUAAUUUUUUUUUCACUUUUUGUUAAUUUUAUUUAUCUCUGUCAGAUAAAUUGGGGGGAUAAACAAAUUCCCAGAGUUGUGGGAUAAGGGCCAUGGGAAGUUGGGAACGGGGAAGCAGUCAAUUAAUUAUUUUAGUUAUUACAGUUUGGGUAUCAAAAUUUUUGCUACAUUGUACCAUAGUUAUUUUAGUGAUAUUUUUAAUUACUAGAUACAAAUACAACCAGUUGUCACGGGUA